AUGGAGAAACAAAAUUAUUUACUACCAUUUGCUUUUACUAAAACUUCUUCAUUUAAUGAAUCAGAUAUUUUAAAUAAAACACCUAGGGAUAAAUCUGAAAUUGAUGAUAAUGCUGGUAGUUUUUAUCAUACUAGAAAAACAAUUAAAGUUGAUGAUAAAUUAAAAAAUAGACCAAAAUUAAAUUUAAACCCAUUAUCAAUGAAAUCUUUAAAACGUAGAAUGGGGGAAAGUUUCAAUGAUAAAGAUGAUGUGAAAAAAGUAGACUUUGGUGAUGAUGGAAUAGUUCAAAACGGUGAAAGUAAUGAACAUAUGAAUAGUGAAGAUAGUUAUGAUGAAGAACCUACUUUUAUUGAUGAAGAAGAGAAUAAUGAUAAUGGUGGUCAAACACUACCACCUAGUUCCCCUAUUGGAUCAACUUAUAAUGGGAUUGAAUUGAUGUCAGAAUUUGAUUUUAAUACAAACCCUACAACAAGUUUUCAAGUCCCUAAAUCUCCUCCUAAAAAAAUUUACAAUUUACAUAGUGAUCAAUUAAAAACUUCUCCUCAAAAACCAAUUAGUUCAGAUACAGAUUUUGGCAUUGAUAGAUUUAAUAGAUAUAGAGGAAGUUUUAAUGAUAAUAAUAAUAAUCUACCUACUUCGUCGAGUAUAGAUGAGGAUUUUGUGAAUUUGAGAGAAGUUAAUAAACAAAUUUCAUAUAAUAAAGCUAGAAAUAUAAUUAUAGACGCAUUUGAAAACACUAAAACGAUCAUUGAUCUACGAUCGAUGAAUUUAUCAGAAAUACCAGAUGAAAUAAAAGAUUUAAAUAAUUUAGUAAUAUUUGACAGUUUUACAGAAGAAGCUUCAAUUGAAUUUCCUUAUCAAUUAUAUUUAAAUGGUAAUAAAUUAACACAACUACCUAUGUCAUUAUUCAAAUUUACAAAAUUACAAGUUCUAUCACUAAGGCAAAAUAAACUAAUCUCCCUACCACCAUCAAUUAAUAAAUUAAAAAAUUUGAUUGAUUUUUCAAUAAGUUCAAAUAAAUUAAAAUUUUUACCUUUUCAAAUUUUAGAAUUACAAAAUUUAUCAAAUUUUACAAGUGGUCCCAAUCCCUUUUUGAGCUUACCUUCAGAUGCAAUACCUAUAAAUUCAAAAUCUUUCAUCAAUUCCAAGAUACAACCUAGAGCUAGAUCUGAAGUAAGUUACUUUAAUAUAAAACAAUCUACAUUAACUUCAUUAAAAUCAUUAUGUUUAAAUAAAAUUGCAAAAUACGAUGUAUCAUAUCAAGAAACAAAAGAAUGGAAAAAACAUACCCCCAAAAUAUAUCACAACCUAAUUAUUAAAGCUAUUACAAAGGGAAAAUUUAAUGAUAAAUGUUCACAAUGUGAUAUAAUUGUAGUUGAACCUGUGGCAGAAAUUUAUGAAUGGUGGGAUAUUUUACAAAAUAAAAAUAUACCAAUUAGAAAACAAUUUUGUUGUCAAAGAUGUGUAAAUAAAUAUUUAAUUCAAGAAUACAUUCAAGUUUGA
This is a messenger RNA of Lodderomyces pseudojiufengensis, 1503 nucleotides long. RefSeq lists its product as uncharacterized. Gene Ontology annotation, molecular function: protein binding. Bases 1 to 1503 code for a protein of 500 amino acids. The record is from RefSeq and is a predicted model, not a curated record. The transcript has a single exon. NCBI's taxonomy places the organism in Eukaryota, Fungi, Ascomycota, Pichiomycetes, Serinales, Debaryomycetaceae.